Messenger RNA from Aegilops tauschii subsp. strangulata, 6321 nucleotides. RefSeq names its product nuclear pore complex protein GP210. NCBI's taxonomy places the organism in Eukaryota, Viridiplantae, Streptophyta, Magnoliopsida, Poales, Poaceae. The record is from RefSeq and is a predicted model, not a curated record.
CUCCGCUGCCUUCGCUUCGGUUUGCUCUCCCUCCCAACCUUGAACCCCCACUUCUCCCCUCUCUCUUCUCUAGGGUUUAGCGGCCGAGCUCGCUUACUUGCUACUCCGGCAGCGGCUUCGGGCGGGCUAUGGCCGCGCGGCCGGCCGUCGCGGCGGCGGCGGCGGUGGCGCUGGUGGUGGCCGCCUCCGCGCUGCUGUGCGCCUCGGCGGCGGCGGCAGCGGCGGGCGGGCCCCACUUGGCGGACCUCAGCGUGCUCCUGCCCCCGCGCAUGACCAGGCCCGUCGAGUACCGACUCGUCGGCGGGGGCGGCUGCUUCACCUGGUCACUGGAUCAUCAUGAUAUUAUAUCAGUUAAGCCAGAGUACAACGACAGCAGCAGAUGCUCAACGAGCGCUCGUUUGGCAUCAAUCGCCCCUUACAGCGGCCGCAAGGAGACCUCUGUCUAUGCCACUGAUAUUAUUAGUGGAAUCACAAUACACUGCAAAGUUUUCGUCGACAAAAUCUCUCGGAUCAGGAUUUUCCAUCAUUCUGUUAAAAUCGACCUGGAUGAAAUCGCCACAUUGCGUGUUCAUGCCUUUGAUGAUGAAGAAAACGUGUUCUCGACAUUGGUGGGAUUGCAGUUUAUGUGGCAGCUUACCCCGACGACGCUUGAUAACAGUAACCAUCAUCUUGCUCAUAUUCCACUGAAAGAAACACAUUUAAGUGACUGCAGUGGUUUUUGUGUUGAGAUGAAUGCGCGGUUUGAGCUUGAAGAUAGGGAUCUUGGUUCUGAUUUCUUUGUCGUGAAGGGUGUUGGGAUUGGCCAAGAGGUCGUUAGUGCUCAGUUAUUUGAACCACAGUUUGAGCAUGUGAGUGACACGAUCACUUUAACUGUCGCUGAAGCUAUGUCGCUAGAGCCCCCAUCACCCGUCCUUGUAACUCUUGGUGUCUCGGUGAAUUUCAAACUCAAGAUUUUUCGACAAAAGAUUGCCCAAGUGGUUAAUCUACCAUCACAAUACCAUCUUUGGCAUGUGAAGAACUCUUCGGUGGCCCAAGUGGAUAGUUCCUUGGGUGUUGUACAUACUUUGAGUCUGGGAUUUACUGAUGUCGUUGUUGAAGACACUAGAGUUUCUGGCCACCAACAAGUAUCAUCUCUACGUGUUGUUAUUCCACGGACACUCUUCCUCUAUCUAGUUCCUGUCAUGGAUGAUUCUGGUCAUUUUCAUGGGAUAACAAGUAUUCCAUCCUCAGAAGUGUGGUACGUUUUUCCUGGUCAAAAGUACAUGGUUCUUGCGAAAGCUUUCGCAGAGGGAUUUGAUGCUAGAGAGAUAUUUAUUACAGAGGAAAACAAUCUUAGAUUGGAGAGCAGCACAGUGGAACUUUGGAACUUAUCGCAGGUUCCAGAUAACUCUUUAGGUUCCUAUGAAGUGCAAACUUCUAGAUUGCUAUUCCCCAUUUCUCAGGGAGAAGGAUAUUUAGUUGCUGCCUUAACCUACCAAGCAGAGGCAUCUGGAUCAGCAAAGGUUCUCAAGCUGCUGCAAAAAGUUAAUGUAUGCAGUAAAGUGAAGGCAACCUGGGAUGAGGGAACGGAUAACUCCAAUAUUAUUUAUCUACCCUGGGUUCCUGGAGUUUAUCAGGAAGUCGAACUGAUGGCAGUUGGAGGUUGUGGUAAGACGCCGGAGGACUACAAGUUAUUUUCGUCUGAUGAAAGUGUUGUUUCUGUGUCUGAUUCCCGUACUGUGCGUGCUAAAAAGCCUGGUCAAGCUGUCAUCAAAGUAGUUUCUACCUUUGAUUUCCUGAAUUUUGAUGAGAUCAUUAUUGAAGUAUCCUCUCCUUCAGCACUGGCUAUAUUGCCAAUCUUUCCUGUGGAGGUGGCUGUUGGAACACAACUUCAUGCUGCUGUGGCAUUUAAAACAUCUAAUGGACACCCAUACUCGAGAUGUGAUUAUUUUAGUGCUUUUAUAAGGUGGAGUCUACUAUCUGAGAAUCAAACUUUUGAAGUUGUUGAUGCAUCCGAGGCUUUGACUGUUGAGGCCUUAAAGCAUCAUAGUGGUUCUUCGGCACAAUAUGGCAAUCCUUGUGCCUGGAUAUCUCUAAAUGCAUCUGCUGCUGGUCGAGCCACAAUAGUUGCGACGUUUUCCUCCGAGUCUGAUUCCUAUUUUGAGACUUUUAAUGAGCCUAUUUUUCUGAAGGCCACAUCAAAAGUAUCUGCAUAUUAUCCUCUUCUGGUACUCCAAGCAGGAAAUGGAAACCAGUUUGGUGGUUACUGGGUUGACUUAUCUAGAUUACAGAGUGGAAUUCAGAAUAUGGGUAACAACUCUCCCAUGGAGCUGUACUUGGUUCCUGGAUCAACCAUGGAUGUGUUUCUCUUUGGAGGGCCUGAACAGUGGGACAAAGUGGUUGAUUUUGUCGAAACUGUUGAUGUUGUUGGCGCACUAGAAAAUUAUAUCAUUGGCUCUACUGCUGUGCAAAAAAUAUCUAGUGGACUAUACCGAGUUUCUUGCCAAAGCAAAGGGAUCUUUAAACUGUUGUUUUCGCGCGGAAACAUGAUUGGGAAGGAUCAUCCUGUGCCUGCUGUUGCCAAAUCAGAGCUAUCGAUUGUUUGUGACUUGCCAUCAGCAGUAACAUUGAUUGCAAAUGAAAAUGAAAACCGGCUUGAUAUUUUGGAAGCGGCAAGUAAAGCUGACCGUAGCCCCAAUAGGCUGCAAGUAUCUCCUGUUGUAAUCUCAAAUGGAAGAAGCAUCCGUCUAGCUGCUGCUGGUGUACAUCAAAAUGGAAGAUUUUUUGCCAACUCGUCCUCUCUUUGCUUGAGAUGGGAAGUCACUGAAUGUGAGGGACUUGCUUACUUGGAUCAAGAUGAAGAUGCUGAAAUGUUAGAACAGUCAUCUUGGGAGAGGUUUCUUGUCCUACAGAAUUCGACGGGAAUGUGCACUGCCCGUGCUACAGUCAUUGGCUUUUCUUCUAGAAUUGCUAGCAAAACCCGUGAAGAACACAUGUUUCUUCCAAGCGAACAUGACAAUCUCACAGAUGCUAUUCAGUUGCAGAUUGUUUCUUCGUUAAGAGUCACUCCAGCGUAUGUCUUGUUAGUUUCCCAUCGUGAAGCACAGGAAACCUUAGCUGUCAGUGGUGGCACAUGCUUUCUAGAUGCCUCUACCAAUGACACACAUGUGGUCCAAAUAGUUCAACAUCCAGGGAAGGCCCUAUGUUCCCAGUUGAUUCUUGGUGCUAGAGGCUUAGGCAGUGCUGUCGUGACAAUUCAGGACAUUGGCCUUUCUCCUAGAGUAUCGACUAGUUCUCUGGUUAGAGUUGCAAAUGUUGACUGGAUUCAGAUAUUGUCAGAAGAGCACAUCAGCAUUAUGGAAGGAACCACAAAAGAUUUUCAAAUUUCAGCUGGGACCCAAGAUGGACAAGUCUUCAGAGGUUCUCAGUACAAGUACAUGGGAAUUGAGGUACAUCUUGGUGAUGAAAUUCUGGAUCAUGUUAAUCCAAGCGAGUCGCUGGAUGGACCAAAAUUUUCAGUUAAAGCUGCAAAAACUGGGACAACAUCUCUUUAUGUUAGUACUAAGCAACGCUCUGGGCAAAGAGUUUUGAGUCAGGUUAUAAAUGUGGAAGUGUACAAACCACUGCGUAUACAUCCUGAGUACAUCUACCUCACACCGGGUGCCUCUUUUGUGCUCUCUGUUAAAGGUGGUCCGAAGAUUGGAGUUUCCAUUGAGUACACAAGUCUGAACGUGGGAACGUUGGAAGUUCAAAGUGCUACUGGAAAGCUGUCUGCAAAGACUGUAGGAAACUCUACUGUACGUGCAGCUGUUUUGGCAAAUGGUGGCACCGUCAUUUGUGAAGCUUUUGGAAGAGUUGAAGUGGGUAUCCCAGUGGCUAUGGCAUUGAGUACUCAAAGUGACCGUCUUUGUAUUGGCUGUAGCAUGCCAAUCUACCCUUCCGUGCCUAAGGGGGAUCCAUUUUCCUUCUAUGAAACUUGUCAAAGUUACACUUGGAUGAUAGCAGAUCAGAAGGUUGUGACAUUCCAAUCGGCUAGAUCUUGGCAAAACGGACUUGAUCAAGGUCUUUAUUCAGAAGGAAAAACCUAUCCAUGGUUAUCCAAUGGAAGUAGCAAUGCUUUUAUCAAUCAUGUGAUUGGAAGAUCUGCAGGGAAAACCAAGAUAUCCAUUUCAGUUACUUGUGAUUUCUCGCUACAUGGCAGUUCUGGAUCUGUAUCUUAUGAUGCCUCCAAGACAAUCCUGGUCGUACCAGAUCCUCCCCUUGCACGUGGACUUCCUAUAACAUGGCUAUUACCACCCUUUUAUACCACCAGAGACCUUUUACCUAGAUCCGUUAAUUCAUUUGGAGAACAAGACUCAAAUGGCCUGGAUACUACUAUUGGAUAUUCUCUGUUAAGGAGCAGUGGUAGAAGUGAUCCUGCUAUGCAGAAUGCUAACGCUAUUGAUGGAAGUAAAAUUAGGACUGGAGAAAGCAAUGCAAUUGAUUGUAUUCAGGCAAAAGAUCACUCAACUGGCAGAACAGAAAUAGCAUCAUGCCUACGAGUUGCUGAGGUUGCACAAGUACGGGUAGCUGCUGCAGAAUCAUCAAUCCAGACAGCCUAUCUUUCUGUAAAUGAUAAAGUUGAACUGGAUGUAAAAUAUGCUGAUGAAUUAGGUUAUACCUUUAGUGAAGCACUUGGAGUAGCACCUGUGAAGAUUGAGACAAACUAUCCUGAUGUUUUGUCAAUUGUCAUGCCCAGAGAUGUCAAUGGUACAUAUGGCGCACAUCAACGUUUUGUGCUACAGGCGAGAAGCCAUGGGACAGCUCUUGUAAGGUUGCACAUAAACCAUCCUUCCAGAAAAUCAGAUUUCAUAAUGGUAUCUGUUGGUGCGCGAAUGUAUCCUAGAGAUGUGGUGAUUCAUUCUGGUCAACACCUGAACUUUACUAUUAUCGGGGACCGCAUGGAUGCGCAUGGACCUGGCCAGUGGUUAAGUACCAAUGAAAAAGUUAUGCAUGUUAAUCAAAUAACUGGUGAAGCACAUGCACGUGGUGAAGGUAUAGCAGAAGUGAUUUUUAAAGGCCCAAAUCUGAAGUUGCGAACAACUGUCAAUGUGCUCAAGGUGAACCAGAUAGUUGUUGAUGCUCCUGCGGAGAUUCUGACGAAUGUUGCUGCCCCACCUGAUGGGUACAAGUUCUCUGUGAAAUUAAGUGAUUCAGCCGGGCAUAGCACAGAGUCCUCUGUGAAUCAGAUAAAUGCCCCAUUUGACUGCAAGGUCGAACCUUCUUUUGUUGGGUUUGUUGAGCCAUGGAGUGACCGUGCUGUGAAGAAAUCAUACUGUGUAUUUCAUCCGUACUCGCCUGCACAGCUGUUGCCUGUUAAGUCGAACCCAAAAGACGGCAUUUUACACAUUUCAGUUCGUGCAAAUCUAAAAGAAGAUUCAAUGGUGACCGGAUCUGCACAUGCACUGUUUGUCAAAGGGUUUUACAUUAAAGAACCUGGAAUGUUAAACUUGACUCCAAGCUGCAACCAUAGCGUCAUCAUUAUUGGCGGGAACACUGAUGUUGAGUUAUUUUGGAGUGCUAAAGAUUUAAUGUCGGUCAGUCUUGUUGACACAAAUGAGAACAUUGGUGGUCCUAGUCAAAUUGUUUACCGGGUUGAAGCACUCAAAAGGCAACCUUUUGCUGACAAGGUCACUAUAAUUCUUCCAGCCACUGGCCAGACUGAAGAAUUAGAAGUUAAUUAUGUUACAGGAGACAGAACAGAGUCAUCGUCGUCGUCAGGCUUAACCACAUUUGGUCUUAUCCUCACAUGCAUCAUCGUGCCAGCAGGUACACUCUGGGUCAUCAUGAAGCUGCUGGAGAAACCGGCCCGACAGGCACCACCACGGCACGCGCCGGCACCAGCAGCGGGGCCUGCCACUGCGCCUGACCCUGCCUCCCCGGCUAUCGGCGAGUUCUCUCCUCGCACGCCCCAGCCUUUCAUGGAGUACGUGAGGAAGACUGUCGACGACACGCCUUACUACAAGCGUGACGCGAGGAGGCGAUUCAACCCUCAAAAUACGUACUGAGCGCAUGUAAACUGGGCAGUAGAGUCGCUUCUGCUGUGUUUCCCCCCUAGUGUAUGAUUUAGACGGGUAGCCCUGUAAUCCCUGUACUGUAAAAUCCGUGUAUUGUCGAUACUACGCUGUCAAUUUUCAAGUCGUGGCGGCAUCUGUACGAGCAAUGGUUGGUUCUGUUUUUGCUGAGAGCUAUAGAGCUAGAGAGAUCAUUCAGCCGAUGGCAGUUCCUCUUUGUAAUAGUUUUGUAAUUGUAAGAGCCUGGGAGCUCUGUAUGUAAAUGGAGUGUCUCUUCCACCUCUCCUAA